UGUUUUUAAUCUGAAUGUUAAGUUUAAAAUGGAUUUAAUUGAAUCUAUUGCUACUAAAAUUGAAGAUAACAAUUCAACAAGACCAUUAACUCGAAAUACAUUAAAAGUCCAUCCAACCGACUCAACAAAAAUACCUUCUCUACAAACACCCGAAACAAUUCAAAAAUUGGAGCAUUUAAUCGAAAAACCUUUAAAAUUAAAUACAAUGAAAGUCCAUCCAGUAAUAACUUCGACAAUGUACCAACAAGAAUAUCGAACAAAUAGAGGAGGAAGUGUAAGAAUUAAAGAUUAUGAAAGGACUGAAACAAGUCCUAUUAAAGAUUUUGAUAUAAGUGUUUUAUUUACUUAG
Messenger RNA from Meloidogyne enterolobii, 349 nucleotides. NCBI's taxonomy places the organism in Eukaryota, Metazoa, Nematoda, Chromadorea, Rhabditida, Meloidogynidae. The record is from the annotation of a GenBank genome assembly.